AUGUUUUUUCUUCCGCCUGAAGUUCAAUUGGAUGUGUUCAAAUACCUCAAUUUCAACCAAUUAUUCUCUGUCAAACAAACAAAUUUUUACUUUUCCAAUUUAAUUAAUAAAUAUGAGGGGGAAUUGGCACGGAAGGAAUUUUUUGAACUCUCAAUAAUAAGCGAAAAUGAAAAGUCUCGUUCAUAUACUCUAAUUGAAAAUAAAUUGGGAGAUUUUGAAUUUACUUUAAAUAAUCAACUUAGAAAGAAGUGGCAGAAAGCGGUAGACAAAGCAAUUCCUUUAUUUUUAUGUAAAUCUAGCAACAGGAUACUUCUUUAUAUAAAAACUUUAGGUUAA
Molecule: messenger RNA, 336 nt
Organism: Meloidogyne enterolobii
Lineage: Eukaryota; Metazoa; Nematoda; Chromadorea; Rhabditida; Meloidogynidae
Source: the annotation of a GenBank genome assembly